Protopterus annectens (West African lungfish) is the source of this 1984-nucleotide messenger RNA. RefSeq names its product angio associated migratory cell protein (gene AAMP). Gene Ontology annotation, molecular function: protein binding. The transcript has 11 exons. Lineage: Eukaryota; Metazoa; Chordata; Ceratodontiformes; Protopteridae. Gene Ontology annotation, cellular component: cytosol. The record is from RefSeq and is a predicted model, not a curated record. Bases 347 to 1627 code for a protein of 426 amino acids.
UAUUAGUACACCUACAAUUAACAGUUCGAUAACCAGACACCACUUUUCACUCUAUCCCACGAGACAGCUCUACGGGCCAGACUACCUUUGCUGACAAAAUCUUUGGGGCGUUAUUUCUGUUAGCCCCGCCUUAUUCGUACAAUUGGUUUAUUUCCUCACACAGCUCUCACGAAUUGGUGGCUGCAGGUGCCCGUGUUUAUAGUGUUGGUUGUUAUGAGGAGUGAUCAUCCACGUGAGUGCAUGUAAUGGUAGUAUGUGAAAAGUAAAAGUGGGUGGUUGUGUUUAUAUUGCUCUUAAUUAAAUAAUGUAUUAGAUGGUUUUAAAUUAGGGUCAAAAGAAAGUAAUUAUGGAGGGUGAGGAUGAAGGCUCCAAUGUGGAAUUCCACGAAGAUGAAGAAAUAAUUGAAGUGAUCGAACUGAACGACGGUGACCCAAGCCCUGAGGAUGUUGCCAGUGAGUUGGAAGACAUAGAAGUUGCAGAUGGUGAUCAUGGUGCCUCUGACGAAGAGUGGGAGACCGAAGAUGAAGGAAUAGAUGAGACCACAGAACCUAUGCAGGAUGAUAGUGAAGUAACCUUCUCAAAGCACUCAGGACUGGUAUUCUGUGUGAGCCUAGACCCAAAGAAUAAUACCCUGGCAGUAACUGGGGGUGAAGAUGACAAAGCAUUUGUGUGGAGGGUAAGCGACGGGGAGCUUCAAUUUGAAAUUACUGGUCAUACAGAUUCUGUCGUUUGUGCUUCUUUUAAUCAUGAAUCAUCUCUAGUUGCCACAGGGGAUAUGAAUGGCAUUAUCAAAGUAUGGAGAGUGGAGAGCAAAGAAGAAAUCUGGUCCUUUGAAGUUGGAGACCUAGAGUGGCUGGAUUGGCAUCCGUGUGCUCAGGUAUUGAUGGUGGGCACAACACAGGGAAGUUCCUGGAUGUGGAAGAUUCCAAGUGGAGAGUGCAAGACCUUUCAGGGACCCAGUUGCCCAUCCACCUGUGGCAAAUUCUUGCCUGAUGGUAAGAGAGCUGUGAUAGGUUAUGAAGAUGGCACAGUCCGUUUCUGGGAUCUGAAACAGGGAAAUGCAAUUCAUGUGCUGAAAGGUCAUGAUGGACAUUUAGGUUCAUUAACAUGUGUUGCUGUUAACAAAGAUGGCAGUCUCGUCCUCACUGGCUCUGUGGACAGUUCUACCAAACUACUAAAUACCAACACUGGAAAGGUUGUUGGUGUGUUUCUUAUAGAAGGCAAGCCCCCAAGGAAGCCUGAAACAGAUGAGGAGGAGGAAGAGAAGGAGUUUGUAUCUGUGGAAUCGGUUGCAUUUUGCAAUGUACUGCCACUUAUUGCGAUUGGACACUUAAAUGGGAUGUUGGCAAUUUAUGAUAUUUCUACACAGACCCUGCGACAUCAUUGCCAGCAUGAGACAGGAAUUGUUAAAGUCUUAUGGGAGGAGAACUCUCCCCUUGUGUACUCCUGCAGCAUGGAUGGUACUGUGCGACUGUGGGAUGCUCGUUCUGGGAAGCUGGUAAAUAAAUACGGUGGCCACACUGCAGAGAUCCUGGAUUUUGCCAUCAACAGGGAAGCCUCUGUCAUGGUGACAGCAGCUGGCGAUGGCAAAGCCAAAGUGUUCUGCCUUCAGCGACCAGAUCGUUAAGAUGAGAGAGAUGGACGCCGUCUUCACUUAGAAUAACUAACUGGUGCACCUCAGACUGGAAAUGUUUGUAUCACUAUUGCAGAUAUGCCCAGGAAUAUAGGAAACUGUGGUGCUGGAGUCUGGACAGUGCCUUCACACUGAGACAGCAUUAUGUCUUGAAACAAAAGGCAUGACUGCAGUAUGCAAACUGUGGGUUCUGUAUUAGUAUGCACUCAGGAAAUUUUUACCUGGACAAUCAGAACAAUUUUUGACCAGUUGUUUGACUGAUGCAUCAGCACUGUGUAUGUUUAACCAGCAGGACAUUUUCUAAACAUGUCAUGCUGUUUGAAUAAAGCUUAAUUUUAGAUGUUUUUCAAA